GAAAAUUCAGUUGUCAAAUAUAAAGUACAUAUCGUUGAGCUGCAUACAAACUAAUUUUAUUUUGAAAUCGAAAUAAAUAACUAUCAUGAUAUAGCUCUUCGUUCGUUUAAGUUAAAGCCAAUAUUAAAACAUGUUUAUUUCUAUGAUUGUACUAUUUAUAUUAUUUUUCAGAGGAACAAUAUAUUGCGAAGAUGUACAAAUUGAAUUCUCGGAAGAUGAUUUUAAAUGUACUCUGCCUGAUGUAAAAAGUGAUGAUGACAAACUAAAUGUAACAAGAUUCAGAUCCGACUUCUCCAAAGUAUCUGAGGUUAAAUUUCCAGGUGUGAUAGGUCCUCUGAAUGAGAGACUAAUUUGCAAGAUCAAAUGUAUUGAUGGCAACUGGGUUGGUCCUCUCUGCUCCAGCACUCCAGAUGGCCGGUUUCAGCCAAUUCUCCGUGAAUGUGUUUACCGCAAUGACCACCCCUUGCUGGCCAUUUCUUUUAGAAACACCACCAUUGAGAAAGAAACGCACUUCCCCCACGGCGCCACCAUAGUAGCUCGAUGUCGCAACUUCGGGCUGUACAAGAUAAAGGGGGAUGGCAUGCUGCGCUGCGAAAACGGUGACUGGGCGCCGCGCUUCCCGGAGUGCGUGCCCACUACGCUUAUCACCAACUUCACAAGUGACGCGCCCCCAACGAUCCUGCACACGGUCGUCAGCGGCUCGGCGGUGGUGUCCGUGGCCGGCGAGUUGUUCGUGUACCCGGACAGCUCGCUGCGGCUCGACUGCGUGUCGAAGCGGGCGCUUGGAGACCCCGAGUGGGGCUGGACGCAGGCGCUCGGCCAGCACACACAAGGCUGGUCCGAGGACGAGGGAGAGCGGGACACGCACUACCGGCUGUCGCUGACCAAGAUGUCGGCGCGCCACAGCGACCAGUACAUCUGCGCGUCGCCCGCCGGACACACCAACACCGUGCAGGUUAAAGUUGUUAGCGUCAUAUGCCCACCGUUGAAGAUCUCAUCGCCGCGCGUACGUCAGUUCGCUCAGGGAACAAGACUCGGGCAUUCGGUGCAUUUUAGCUGCCAGCCGGGCUUCCAUCUUAAUGGGUCGGCUGUUCUCAUCUGCGGGGCCGACGGAAAUUGGUCAUCCCUACCCCCGACGUGCGUCGAAACCUUCUGCCCUAUGCUCAACACCCUCGGGCCUCACCUGAGCGUCGUCGAGUACAACUCCUCGUACGGCGGCCGGGCCGUAUUCCAGUGCGCGUGGGGUUACAGGCUAGUCGGCCCCCCGGGCCUCGAGUGCGAGCAGGACGGCGUAUGGAGCGGCGACACGCCGCGCUGCACCCCUAUAUACUGCCCAGACCCGAUAGUGCCAGCGAACGGUCGUCUGCUCACGCAGUCCUCCGCAAAACACGGAAAAUACCCAGUCGGCGACCUCGUCAUAUACUCAUGCGAAGACCAGUACCAAAUGGUCGGGGAAUCCUCCAUAGUUUGUACGGAGAACGGGUUCUGGUCGCAUCCUCCGCCGUUCUGCCUGCAGCCCUCGGAGAUUAGGAAGACGGACACUAUUUAUAUUGAGAACACUACGCUCGUGCAUGUUGAGGAGUAAGAUAUGUUGUGUGCAGUUAUGUAUGUAGGCGUUCGGUAUUCCGGCGUUCGCCAAUCCGGCAAUUAGUGUCUCACGAGUCACGCGCUCUUCCGCCGGAUAACAGAGUGGUUGCAUUUCAUAUAAAGAAUUUAUUUUCUAUGGAGAAUGUUUCUGGUGCCGGAUUACCGAGCGCCUACUGUAGUUGUAGGGGUGCAAUAGUGCUAAAGUAAAAGAAUUUUGUGUAGCUCGGUAAGAGGGAUACUUAAACGUGUUAAGGAGAGGGGAGGGCGUGUCAUUUUGUGAGGGUAAUCAAGAUCAGCUGCAGAGAUUGUGACUUGAGUGUAUGUGUAUUAAAUUAAGAAUGUGUGUGUGUUGUGUGUGUCUGGAUCUGUGGAUAUUGGACAUUGUAAUUUUCUCAUUUUACUAUGUAACUUUUAUGUCGGGGUAGCGGUCGUCAUAAAUAGUCCCAAUAUUACGCUAAUAAAGUAAAAUAAAGUUUAUAAUUAUGUGGCCCGUCAGGUUGAUUACCUCCAACAUCAAAUACUCAAUCAAUAAAUAAUAAUAAACGAAAUUAAAGCCCCAUUUAAAUUAAGAUUAUUGAUGAACCAAGAAUAAGUAAAAUAAAAUGUUUAAUAUUUAGAUUAACUUCAUAUUUCACGGUAAGACAGGUCCAUAACCCCCGACGCAAAAAGAGGGGUGUUAUAUGUAUGCUUGACGCUAAUGUCUGUCUGUCUGUGGCAUCGUAGCUCUCAAACAGAUGGAACGAUUUCGAUGCGUUUUUUUUUACGCGAAAGCGAGUUUCCAAGCGGUGGUUCUUAGAUAUGUUUGAUAGAAAGCGAUUCAGCAUUUUGAUGAAAAUCAGUUCUUUUCCAAAAUGAUGUGAGGCAUUUUUGGCAUAAAAUAGUACAUUACGAUACAAGUGCGAAAAAUAGGAAAUUCGAAACGAGUGGCGAUAAAUUAAAACACGACCGAAGGGAGUGUUUUAAAUCGACACGAGUUGCGAAUUACCUAUUCGCACAUGUAUCGUACAACGUUUUACAGUACAUAUGGCCCUUUAAAUGUUCGACACAGUAACGUAAUAUGCUACUUCUCGCACUAGUGCUAUAAAGUAGCCCCAUAUGUACUGUAAAGACUUUUUUUGUCACUAUGCGCAGGGGUUUUUAUUAAUGUUUAACUCGAUAGGUAGGUAUACUUAAGCACUGUUGUAUCCGUACUCUCUGAUAGUAGAUAAUAGUCAAAUAAGCCAAAGAUGUAUUGCUGUUUACGUGCUAUGUUGUUGAUUGUAUUAGUUGUAGUUGUUGGCCAUGUUAUUAUUUAUUAAUUAAAAUCAUGUGUUAUGAAA
Messenger RNA from Cydia pomonella (codling moth), 2906 nucleotides. RefSeq names its product locomotion-related protein Hikaru genki (gene hig). The transcript is spliced from 10 exons. Bases 131 to 1585 code for a protein of 484 amino acids. The record is from RefSeq and is a predicted model, not a curated record. NCBI's taxonomy places the organism in Eukaryota, Metazoa, Arthropoda, Insecta, Lepidoptera, Tortricidae.